This is a messenger RNA of Mesocestoides corti, 927 nucleotides long. Lineage: Eukaryota; Metazoa; Platyhelminthes; Cestoda; Cyclophyllidea; Mesocestoididae. The record is from the annotation of a GenBank genome assembly.
AUGUUGCAAAACCUCGAGGCACCUGCGAAAGACACGCGUCUCGUAAUGAACCUACAAACUGCGGGUCCACUGGGUGCUCAUGGCUUAAUUUGUAUGAAGGGAUAUCAAGGCAACCACCUUCCGUUUUGUGCCAAAUACGAUGGAGAAAAUUGCUGUUCCAGACGAUGCGGUUGGAGUUUUGGCCAGCCACGAUUUCUGCCACUGUCUACACGCUGCGCGGCUACUUCGUAUCCUGCUGAAAAUUGGAUAAUAAGACGUUGCCUUAGAAAGGAAAUUAAGUGGCCGGGCACGCCAUCCAAAGCCAACGACACACAGGAAAGCAGCGGCAAUAAUGCUCAAACAAAGGAAGCCCUUCCGGAGAUAAGAGCCAUUUUAAAGACACCCGAUUCGAUAAUUUCCUUAAAGAGCGAUGAAGAAGUGGAGAAAAAUAACGCCUCGACGGCGUCGGAUCACCUUCAUGUGGAGGUUCGAGUGAGUCCUCGCUAUUGCAGUGAAUCGCAAAAACUUGGCAAUCCAUUAGGCACACAGGGUAGCCAGCGAACAAAUGUACUUAGACUAGUGCCCUCAGAAAAGAUACAGAUACCCCGUGUGCUUAGAAUAACGAACAGAGACUUUAUGUUAACGCCAAAAAGUGCUGACGAAGAGUACAGCACAAACGCGAAUUUAGGUGAGCCGGAAGAAGAUAGAGUGAGUCGCGAAAUGGAAGUUCAAAUGGGCAACCUAGUACUUCCAUGUUCAUCUGACGGACUCGUCGAAAAGAGGGCCUCUCCUUUGAGGGCAGAAAACAGAGAGAAACGUCGAUUAUUUGAAGAAUAUUACCCACAAACAGGGUCACUGAGAGAGCUUGAUGAAGGGAGGAAAGCGUUGCGACAAUUCAUCCAAAGCAUCUCAGCCAAAAUAAAGAAGCUCACUCAAAAGAGUUAUUAA